UCCCGGUGCGUAGUCGCUGCGGGAAUCCCUCCCUGCUGGAAUCCUGAGUGAGAGCGCCAACGAGAGCGAGAACGUAACUCCGCAACUUCUCACGACGAGAGCUAAAAUAAACAAAACAAAUCAUGGAGUAGCUUCUUCAAGGGUUAACAUGCAAAGAGAUAUGAAUAUCGAGCGGAUGUUCCUAACAGUUGUGAAAGAGCUAUCAGAUGGAUUAAUUAAAGUGGCAAUUGGCAGUGUCAACAUCAGUCUUGAGGAUAAUGUGCAAUGUUUAAUUAAGGAUUUGAAAGUGUUAUCUGAAGAGCAUGGUUAUGAAGGACUUGUUCUGGUUGCCAGUUCAACAGAAGAGGAAAAUCAGCAGUGGUUACAAGUUGCAGUCUAUUCUGAGAAUGCUGAACUCUUUAACCAGAUUUGCUGUACUUUGGAAGAAAGUCCUAAUUCCUGUCUAGAACUGGAAGCAGCUGAGUGUUUGUUGGAUGGGUUUCAAGUAUAUAAGCAAAGGAAUUUUUGCAACUCCACUGAGGAAAUUCUUGCGCUCCUUAAAGAUUUUGUAGAGUCUAGACAAGCUUUCAUUAUUUCUAACAGCAGAACAUCUUCAACAGAGGCAGUAGCUGGCAGUGCACCACUUUCUCAAGGCUCAUCUGGAUUCACUGACAUGUACGGCUCUGAUGCUGAACCGCAGCUUAUGAAUUUUACUGAACAUUCUCAAGAUUUAAGUGAAGCUGUGCCUGACCUUACUGAAAUGAAUGUUGAAUUAGUCAGUCCUGACAGUGGCUUGGUGACAGUUAGAAGUAGUCGUUCUUCUAAAGAGAGCUCAGUGUUUCUGAGUGAUGAGAGUCCUGUUGCUGAAUCUAGUGGCUUUCAUCAUAAUUCAAUUCUUAGUCUCCUUUCUGUGAAUGCAGUGUCUGAAAAUGAAAGCAAAAAUGGGCAUAAUAACAUCCUAAACUUUGACCCACUGUAUGCAGGUAACCUUUCGCCCCUUCCAGAGGUUACUGAUUUGUCUUCAGAAAGUGACUUUUUGAUUUUUGAAGAAAGUAAGCCUUUGCAAGUAGGUGAUAUUAUAGCACAAGAGAGAGACUCUUCUCUUGAAGCAGGAUGCUUGGUUGAAUUAUAUGAUGAAUCUGUCAGUAAUUUAGUUAAUGAUGAUAAAUUUACAACUACCGAUACAUGUGACACACCUGGACCACAUUAUCCUGAAAAUUGUCCAGCAGACAGAUUUGACUCAAAGGUCCCUCCAACACCAGUGAAUAGCCUUGUUGAAAAUUCUCCUCUGGCUGAUGGAUUGCCAAGAUUUUUCCCUGAAGAUAUCAUUGAAAAAAUUAAUGAAAUGGACAGGUACAGUUACACUUCUGCUGAUGUAAAACAACUGGACAGCUGGAAUGAUUUUGAAGAACACAUUAGUCUUGUCACCUCAGAAAAUUCUAGCAUAUGGCAACAAAGUAAAGAGCAGUCUUUUCUUAAUCAUACUACUGAUAUUGCUGAUUGUAUGAAUGAAUUUGAUCGAAUAAAUCCAGGCGCAGAGAAAUUAUAUGAGCAGACCAACAUUCUGCAAGCAGAAGAUGUAGACCACAAAUCAUUCAGAAUAACUAUACCUCACCUCAUGCAACAAUGUUCAGAUCUUAGUAUGCCAGAGGCAUAUACUCAUGAGGAUAUAUCUGAUAAAACACCAACUAUGGAAAUGCCUUCAAUAUUAGGUGCAUUGGAACAAGCUUAUGGAAAAAAAGAAGAAAAUAAAGAAAUGCAAAAUCCUUUGGAAAAGUAUGAUGUAUAUCCUGAAGAAUCGUCAUUUUACCCAUUAUUAAAUAGCAAUACACCUCAGGAUCACUGGGAGAAGCCAGUAGAUUACAAUCCAAAAAAUAAUGUAUGUGAAAUGUUUGAUUUAGAUUUAUCUAGUCAUGAAAUAUAUAGUAGUUUUUGUUCAGAUGUGGAAAAAACAAGUAAAUAUGAACCUGACAUUACAAAAGAUGAAUUUGAUGAAGCUGAAAUCCCUACAGAAUGCAUUGGGUUAGUUAUCCAGGAUAAAGAACAAUCUGUAGCAUCUGCAUUUGAGCAAGGAAAUUUAAUAUGUGAUGAAAGAAUUGGUGAAAGUCAACUAAUUCAUGAGCUAAUGUAUUGUCACAUGCAACGUAACGCAUUAGAAAGUGAAGGUCCAGCAUCUUGCAAUGCUAUACCUAUUACCACAUUACUACAGACGGGAGGCUGUGAACAAAAUAAAGGAAAUGAUUCAGGUAUACAAGAUAAUAAGCAAGAUGUAUGUGAAGAAGAUAUUUCAAAAUUGUUGAAUGCGCCCCAUUUAUCAGGCCAGGAUAUUUGGAAUAAUAGAGUGUCGUUUGACAAAGAAAUGUCAGACAAUCAAAAAAAAUUCCUCUCAUUUGAAAGUAAUACACUGUCAGCAACUGGAGAAGGAAAGACAGUGCCAUCAUCAUUUGGUUUAUCUAACCAUGAAUAUAAGGAAAGUGGUACCUUUUCAGCUUUCAAGCAUCAUGAUGUUUCCCCACCUAACAAAGAAAAAUAUAUCAUGCAAGAAAAACCACUAACGUGGAAUCCUACAAACACUAAUGUUUGGAACUCUGUGUGCUCUUCUGACUUGUGGAACAUUGAUAAGCAGGGAAAGGAUUUUUGUCUGGAACUAAAAGGUCUCCCUUCACUUGAGGACAGUUUAAGUUCAAUAGAGGAGGAUGCUCCUCAGUCUAAAGAUUCCUCACCCUUCACAGAACAAUCAUGUGAACAAGACAGAUGGAGUAACUUCUGCCAAAAAAAUGUUGAGUCAACUAUUGUUUCGCCAUUGCAUGAUAGCCUAGGCAUGUGGAACACCACUAUACAGGAUGAUACCCAAUCUAGUGCCUCAAGUGUUGAGACUGGUGAAUCUUCUGAAUGUUCUGACAAAUGGAAUCCAUUUGUUAAAAGAAGUUCUUUAGCUAGCCCUUUGCAAAUGGUCCAAGAAGAUAUGGGCAUGUGGAAUACAACAAUAAAAGAUGACACACCAUCCAGUACAACUAGUCCUGAUGAAAAAAGCACCAGCGAAAAUCCUGAUUUGUGGACUACAUUCAAUCUGGAUUCAUUUCACAAUGAUUUAGAAAAUUUACGUGAUUGUCCAGCUGAAGCCAGCUUGGCAGCUGGUAAAAGUCCAAGCUUUUAUAAUGUUCAACCCCAAGAAAGUGUUAGUGUAGAAUUUUCCAAAGCUCACAAUGAUACAUUAGGGAGUCAAGACAAGAACUGGAGUGAUGUAGCACAAGAAACAUACCAGAGAACCUUAAAUGAUCCAGAGGGAGGUCUAAAGUUGUUAGAUACAACUAAUGACCUGACAUCAGAUAUAUGCAUUAACCAAAGUCUUGUAAAGCACAGAAAACAAUUGCAGAUGCAAACAGAAUCUAAAGAUACAGAGCAAGUAUUGCAUGUGAGAGAAACAGAUGUUUUCAAAGAAUUUGAAAGUACAUCCAUUCACAACUCCUGUACAAAUUAUGAGACUAGUUUUAAAAAUAUUGAAGCAAAUAACAUUGCUCAAAAUCAAAUCAGUGGACAUACAGAAUUAAACAUUUCUUUUGAGGUGAAACUGGAAUUUAGUUGUGAUCAGUCAAGUAUGCAUAGACUUGAAUUCACAAAAGAGGCAACUGACCUUUCACUCUUGGAAUCCACACCUUUGGAUGAAUGCAUUACAAUGGAUGCUUCUGAAGAAAAUACUGCUGCAGAAACUGGUGAGGUAAGCUGUGCUAGGGAACCAGAUCUAAUCAAUUCACAAGUACACCUAAUGUCAUUAGAUCCAGAUAUUUGCACAAAUUCAGCACUUACCAGCACAUUUACAAAGCAUGACCAUAAAAAUCCUGAUAUAAUAAAUGAGUGUAGUUCAGAUAAAAAUUCUGAAACCUCUCAAAGCCCUGAUCUAUGUCCAGAAUCCUUUACUGAGUAUCAAACAUCGGACAUCUUGGAUGGAGAGCCUAAACGUGUUUAUGAUGACGAAGAAACAGAAUUAGAUGCAAAAUGUGAUGUCUGUGUGGAGAGCAAAACUCGGGUUUUAUGGACAGAAAGAGCAAUAGAAAGUGACAGAAUUCGAGGAAUAGAAGAAAACGUGAAGGCUAUGUGUUUAACUACUAACAAUACACUUACUCGACAAUACAAUGAUGAUCAGGUUUUUCAAACCGCUGAAGUAGAACAGACAGACAGUAUGAAAGGACAUAAGAGCAGGGAUAUGGACAUGGUCAGUUUAAGUGAUGAUGAUGACGCUAAAUCUGAAAUAGAAAUCUGUGGCAGUUCAUGGUUUAGACAGAAACCUCCCAGUACAGUAGAACUUACUGUAGAGACCAACCAUACACAAGUGUUACCCAUUUUAUCAAACUUCGAGGCACCACCCAAUAAUGAGUUAUCUGCACUAGAUCAAAGUGGACUUGAAACAACAGAAGAUGAAAUUACUAUAAUUCAAGAAUCCCCCUUCAUGAAAAAAAAGGAAUCCAACUUAUUUUGGUUUGAAGAAGCAUUUGGAAAAGAAGAUAAUUCUCAAGAGCUUCAUAGCAGUACUACUAAUGGGUUAUCAAAAUAUCCUUUCAGCAAUCAAAUAGUUGCUAACACAUGUAAGAAUAAAGAUGCCCUUCCUGGAAUUAAUGACAGUAUGCUGUCUUCACAAUAUAAUAUACAAGACAGUUUCACAGAAAUUCCAAGUGAAGGAGCAGUAGCACAAUCUCCUUUAGCUGAAUAUAAUCAAAAAGAUCAAGCAUUUGGCAAAGCUACUGCCUCAGAAAGUAUCUGUUGGUCUCAGCAUACCUCAAGACACCCAUCAGAAGGUAAAGUAACAUACUUCAGUAUGUCACCUGAGAUCCGAAAUGUUGAUGUUUGGGAAGAUCUCUCUUAUGAGGAAAGUCUAAGGACUGUCCACUCAAAAAUUACAAGAGAUGAAAAAAAAUGUUCAAAUGCUGAGGCAGGUAAUUCCCAAGAAGAUAACAGCUCUCUGACUUUUGACCUGGGCGAGAGUGGGGAUAGCAGCUAUUUUCCAGUAGCCUUUGAAAGAAGUGACCAACUCAUGAUGGCAGAUGCUACUUCAAAUGCAUCUUCAUUUUCUUUUGCUGAAGUGGGCCAUGGUUCACUGGACACUGAUUCAUUAGAUGAAAAUAAAACGAGCCUUGAAUUCUUUGAAGUGGAAGGCAAUGAAGAGGUUAACUUAACCCCUGAAGAAGAGUCUUGUGGGCUUGAAAUGGAUUAUAUUAUUGUAUACAAUAAAGAAAAGAUGUCCUGUAGUGAGUUUGGUUCAGUAUUUAAACCUGAAAUGAAUAAAGAGAAUGAUUCACAACUAACAAACCCAGUGUUUAAUGAGCAUUUGCAAGGAACCUCCAGGAAAACACUAAUAGAAGUCAAUUCAGAGAGCCCUAACACAUUAGAAAAUUCAGAUCAUUCCUCUCAAGGAGACUGUAUCACAUCAUCUCACGAAGUCUUUGAAUGUUUAGUUCAGUCCAAUUCAAAUAAGGCAAAAGUACUUGGAGAAAAGCAAAUCUGCUUUUUAGGAAACAAAAAUGAAACCAUAGAUAGCUCACCUGAAGAAAACUCAAGCAUUACAAACACAGCAGGAUCUGAAUCAGGAGAUUCUGUUAAAGAAGUCUGCUAUGCAGAUAGUACUAUGCCAUCUCAGCACAAUACUGGUUUUGUUUUACAUGACAGUAGCAUAGUUGUGAGUCAAUCAUUUAUAGCGACAGAGAAGGGAAUUUCUAAUUCUAUUCAUUUAUCAACAAAAUUCCAUGAAGAUCACAACAAUUCCCAAGAAUAUGGAAGUACAUUGGAAGAUUUUCCACAAACCAAGCUCAUUAACUCUGGAAAAGAAGCUAGUUGUCUUCCAAAGAGCACAAAGCAUGAACACCUGAAGGAUAAGGUCUUUAGCAGAUCUGUACCAGAGAAUGUGGGAAUGGACAUUUCUUACGAAGAGGAUCUGCAAAGUCCCGAUGGUACUGACAACAGACUAGAUCCUCCUGACUCUCUGGAUGUAAAUGGAACACAUCCGCAAAGGAAGAAAUUAGCAGCUCCUGAAAUCAACUUAUCCUUGGAUCAGAGUGAGGGCUCCAUUUUGUCAGAUGAUAACCUUGAUACACCAGAUGAUCUCGACAUCAACGUUGAUGACUUAGACACCCCUGAUGAGGCUGAUUCAUUAGAAUAUACAGGUCAUGGCAAUGAGCUUGGGUGGGAAGACGUGGAGGCUACAAAUGUGGUUGAAACAAGGGAAGAUGCUGAGCCCAUCCCUGAAUACACAGCAGAGGAGGAACGGCAGGAUGCUAGAUUGUGGAGAACAGUAGUAAUUGGGGAGCAAGAGCAUAGAAUUGAUAUGAAAGCCAUUGAACCUUACCAGAAGGUCAUUUCACAUGGAGGAUACUACGGGGAUGGCCUCAAUGCGAUUAUUGUCUUUGCUGCAUGCUUCCUACCAGAAAGCAGCAGGACUGAUUAUCACUAUAUCAUGGAGAAUCUCUUUCUGUAUGUGAUUAGCACACUGGAGCUAAUGGUAGCUGAAGACUACAUGAUUGUCUACCUGAAUGGUGCAACUCCUCGCAGAAGGAUGCCUGGGCUGGGCUGGAUGAAAAAGUGUUACCAGAUGAUUGAUAGACGGUUAAGAAAGAACUUGAAAUCAUUUAUUAUUGUUCAUCCCUCCUGGUUCAUCAGAACGAUUCUGGCUAUUACCAGACCCUUUAUCAGCUCAAAGUUUAGCAGCAAAAUAAAGUAUGUCAAUAGCUUGGCUGAACUUGCGGGACUGAUCCCAAUGGAGUAUGUACACAUUCCGGACAGCAUAAUAAAGUUUGAAGAAGAAAGGGGUAUUAAAAGAUAUGAAUGUUUGAGACUGGAUGAAGAACUGACGGAAGCAGCUGAAACUUCUAAAGUUGAUAAAAACCCCAUGGAAAGCAAAGCUUGAACCUUCAAAGCCACUUUACAGAAAACAACAAAUCAGACGCUCUGGUGACCUCUAGCAGUGAUUAUUUUUUAUUUUUUUAAUAUUAUUUUGUUUAAUUGUACAAAUAUUUGUGUUCUAUCUCUUACUGUAAAUCAAAAUGCAUACUGUUCAAGCAGAGAUUUCUUUGUGCAAUGCAGUUGUAUUGUUAACUCUUUUCAUUUAGCAUUCGUGUUUUUAUUUUUACAAGUGUAAGACUGUAUUUAUAAGGAUACCUAUAGUCAGUAAAUACAGUAAUUCAAAAUAACCCAGCUAACACAACUUUAGCAUGUUAGUGCCAUGUAUAAAGGUGCAUUUCCUAUUCAUGUUCUCUUCCAUAUUGAGACUGGGGUGUUUUAGGAAUGUUUCAACUUUUCAAAUUGUACAAAUACAGUAUGUAAAGACGUGUAAUUUAUUUCGAUUUGUUCACAUUAGCAAGGGCAGAUAUUUUUUGUCUAAAUCCCUUAUUUGUACAUUUGCCAUUGAUUCUAAAUAUUCUAGUCAGUUUGUGGUCAUCUGGUAUGCUAGAAUUCAGCUAAUUCUGAAAGUACAAUGGCAGUAAUUUUAAUAAAGCAACACAUUCUUCAACAAUUAUAAGUAAGCACACAUAAAAUCUUUUUUCAUAAAGUGAACUGAGGAAAGAAAAAAACAAAAAUGUCUAUCACUCCAUGACUAUUUGUGUCAGGACAUCGGAUGUUAAAACCAAAAUGCCGUGCUUCAGUUCUCAUUAGGAUUUUUCUUUGAAUUUGAAAGAACAUCGGAAAUGCAGUCCAUUUUUUUGUUUGUCUGUUUUUCUGUUAAUAGCUGGAUUUUCGAUCCUGAAUAAAAGGUUAUUUCUGACCAUAUCAGAACUUAGUUAACUAAGCAAGUGUUACUUUCCUCCAUUUCUGAACCAGCUUAUCCUGGUCAUGGAUGUGGUCUAAUUCAGCAGAAUUCCGCUCUUUUUCAAUUAUAUCUCGUUUCUUUGAUUGUUGUUAUUAUUCUUACUUUAUCAUAGAUAGAAAGCUUAAAGUUUUCCACAUAAGCUGUAGGUCAGGGGUUUAUAUUGAAACAUGUGGCAAUUAAUCUGUGGAAAGCAGAUCAAAAUGUGGAUGUUUUUGUCAAAAGAAGCAUAAUAUGUAGCAUGAAAAUUCCAGUAUCCUCAAUUAUGAACUGGAUUGAUGCAAAAAUCUGCCAUGAUGAUGUAGCUCCAAUUUGGCCUCUGCUGUUUAGCUUGCAGACUGUUAUGUUGGAAAGCUUUAAAAAUAAAUCUAGCAAUAAAACAUUUAUUUACAAAAUGAAAAAUUUGUUUGAAAUAUAAUUUCCACUUUAUAUUGCAGGACAGUUUUCUCUCUUCAUGUUUGAUCUUCAGUAAUUGUCAAGACAACACAUACAGUACGUGUACUUGCUUGAUGAGAGUUUAUCAAUGUAUCGAGUUGUUGUACUCGUGUGUUUGUCAUCUUCCUCAAAUCCCAGCCUGUGUGCUUUCAAGUCCAUUUACCAACCUUAGUGUUAUGAGAGUGGAGAGGGGCAUGUGUAAGUAAGGUUUUGUUCUGUAAACGUCCCUUGUUAUGUUACUAAACAAGCAGCAUUGACUUGGGCUGGUGGAGUCACACACAAAAUUACUGAUUUUAGGACAGGAUGCUGCAUUUGAAGUUCUGAAAAUCUCUUUGCAAAUGUGUUGUAUAAUAUGCAAAACCCUAAUGUUUAAUGACACUAUUAAAAACUUUUAGCACA
Erpetoichthys calabaricus (reedfish) is the source of this 8605-nucleotide messenger RNA. RefSeq lists its product as uncharacterized. Gene Ontology annotation, biological process: apoptotic process. Bases 149 to 6874 code for a protein of 2241 amino acids. Gene Ontology annotation, cellular component: cytoplasm. The transcript has 14 exons. The record is from RefSeq and is a predicted model, not a curated record. NCBI's taxonomy places the organism in Eukaryota, Metazoa, Chordata, Cladistia, Polypteriformes, Polypteridae.